Messenger RNA from Symbiodinium sp. CCMP2592, 345 nucleotides. Lineage: Eukaryota; Dinophyceae; Suessiales; Symbiodiniaceae. The record is from the annotation of a GenBank genome assembly.
AUGAGCAGUCCUUGCCGUUGUUCUGUGCAGCAACAGCUUGCGGCAGGAGACAGUGUGACCGUUCGGGAUUGCACAUCAUGCCGUGCGGUAUCGGAUUUGCGGCGUCGUUCUGGUUUGCACAGACUUGUUUUGCAGAUCCUGUCUCCAUGCAUGAACCGCAAAUCUGCUUGCAGCUCGAUGCAGACGCAGGUCUUCAUGAGAACACGUGAAGCUAUCCAGCCUCUUCGGCCUUCGUGUGUCACAGCAACUGGCCAUCCAGUGUCGCGAGCCCACAUAGGCACCCACACCCACAUGGGUGCACAAUUUGUGCAGCUUCGCGACUGGAAGCCUGGCAGUCGCGAGUAG